Molecule: messenger RNA, 516 nt
Organism: Lathyrus oleraceus (garden pea)
Lineage: Eukaryota; Viridiplantae; Streptophyta; Magnoliopsida; Fabales; Fabaceae
Product: glycine-rich cell wall structural protein-like
Exons: 1
Coding region: 1-516 (171 amino acids)
Source: RefSeq, a predicted model, not a curated record
AUGAAGGUGAUAAUAUUUCUUGGAAUGUUGUUCCUGAUGGUUUCAUGUAGUCAAGCCAUAUCAAAAAAAGAUUUGAUUGAGAGUUUCAGUUUAGAAGAAAGAAGGCUAAUCCAAAACAAUGAACAACCACAUGAGCUUAAUGUUACUACUACAAGAUAUCGAAUGGGAGGACGUAGAAGGCUAGCAGGAUUUGGAGGAGGAAUGGGAGGAGGGGGACGAAUGGGAGGUGGAGGAAUGGGAAAAGGUGGAAUGGGAGGAGGUGGAGGAGGAGGAAAGGGUGGAGGUGGUAAGGGAGGAAAGGGAGGAGGUGGUAAGGGAGGAAGAGGAGGAAGGGCAGGUCCAGCGGCGGGUGGAGCGGCAGCUGGAAUGAUCGGAGGUGGACUUGUUGGCGGUGCAAUUGUCAAUCACAAUAACAAUAACGGGAAGAAUGACUCUUCUAGUUCUGCAACAACAUUAUCUGCAUGGGCUCAUUUUUUUGUGUCAAUAUUGAUUUUAUGUGUGAGCUUUUGGAUUUGA